GGUUGGGAGCCUAGAUAAGGGUGGGGCCUAAAAGCGUUAGUGGUUAGCUAUUCAUCGCAUCCAAAGCCAUUUAUCCCAAAUUUGAGCGCAGAUAGAGUUGCAGGUGGGAGGUAAAGAAAGAAAUACAAUCGCAGGUGGCGAGGGGGUUAAUAAGAUUCAUGCAGUGAUGGUGUCGGCAAGAAAAGGAAAAGGGUCAGGGAAAGGGAAAAGGGAUCCUCUAGCGUGGAAGCCCUUUCCAAAGGUGUCUCAGCUGCCACUUCUCACCCUUGAGCAAACAACCAAUUUGAAUUAUGGGCUCAGCGUCAUGAAGUGUAUGUCAGCAUCCGGAUCCGAUAGGACACGGUGUGGCGGUGGAAGCAUUUUUGGAGUCGGCAGGGCGAGAAUGCGUGGUUCCUGGCCAUGUCAGGCCUGUCACCCUCCUCGGAUUACAGCUGUGGCCUGUCAGUAUCAAUUGGAAUUUCAUGAAACCAAUAACGCGAGAGAUCGAAGGUGUAGGGAAGUUCAUGGACGUGGCCUUUGAUCUGAUGCAAGCACCUUUUGGCGAUCGAUGAAUUUUCUUUUGUUGUUUCUAAUUUAAAUAUGUAAUAGCUUUUAAUCUCAUGUGGUAGCUGUUCAUUUGAAUAUAACAUGUAUGUCUAAAACAUGUCCAUUGUGCAUGUUAUUUUUGUUCUGGGCUUGAGAAGCUAUGUAAUUAUCUUUGUUUCUUUACCAUACAAGACUCAGGAAUAUAAAUGUAAAGAGAGUUUUCACUAUCGAUUUGCAUUUGUGCAAACUUUUCAAAGUUGAAAAAUCAGUAAUAAAUACAGUUAAGUGAGUCUUCUGGAAUCA
Molecule: messenger RNA, 828 nt
Organism: Cryptomeria japonica (Japanese cedar)
Lineage: Eukaryota; Viridiplantae; Streptophyta; Pinopsida; Cupressales; Cupressaceae
Exons: 4
Coding region: 167-520 (117 amino acids)
Cellular component (GO): chloroplast envelope
Source: RefSeq, a predicted model, not a curated record